This is a messenger RNA of Corvus hawaiiensis (hawaiian crow), 455 nucleotides long. It is a transcript of the gene PLK5, whose product is annotated as polo like kinase 5 (inactive). The transcript is spliced from 3 exons. The coding region runs from base 222 to 455 and encodes 77 amino acids. The record is from RefSeq and is a predicted model, not a curated record. NCBI's taxonomy places the organism in Eukaryota, Metazoa, Chordata, Aves, Passeriformes, Corvidae.
UCUGUGGGACACCCAAUUACCUGGCCCCGGAGGUGCUGGACCGCAGGGGACACGCGGUGCCCUCGGACAUCUGGGCCCUGGGCUGUGCGGUGUACACGGCGCUGACCGGCCACGCCCCGUUCGAGGCGCGUCACCGGCCGGAGCUGUACCGGAGCAUCCGGGGGGCUCGGUACCCGCUGCCCCCCCAGCUCUCCCCCCGUGCCCGCGCCCUCAUCGCCCACAUGCUGGACCCCGACCCCGCAGCACGGCCCAGCCUGGCAGGGGUGCUGGGCCACCCCUUCCUCACCCAGGGUUUCACACCCCACAAGCUGCCGCCCCGCGCCUGCCACUCCGUGCCCGUCUUCGUGGGACAGGACCCCCUGUGCCGGAUCCUGCGGGGGCUGCGGUGCUGGCAGGGCUGUGGCUGUGUCCCUGUCACCCCGGGGGGUGGCCGUGCCCCUCCCCAAAGGACCUGA